GAAAUACAUGGUUUAAUGUUUUGCUUUCCCUCCCACGCAGUGUAUCGUAUCAAGUUCAAUGAGAGCUAUGCAGAAAUGAACAGAGGCUCAAAUGAGUGGAAGACCGUCCUUGGUGGAGUGUUCUUUUUUCUUGGCUUAACUGGGCUCUUCCUUGUUUGGCAGAAAAUGUAUAUGUAUGGCCCUAUCCCGCACACCUUCUCCGACGAGUGGUUGGCGGCGCAGACGAAGAGAAUGUUGGACAUGCGGAUGAAUCCUGUUGAGGGCAUCUCUUCCCAGUGGGAUUUUGAGAAGAACGAGUGGAAAAAAUGAAGCAACUCAGUGGAACCUGCUCUGCUUGAAUAUGAAAUGAUUCCAUCACCUGCGUGUGACCUCGUUGCUUAUGUACUGGAACAACCUCCACCUAAAUAGAUGCUAAUAAAUGUCUGGUUAACUUGAAAGUUUGCUUU
Messenger RNA from Tinamus guttatus (white-throated tinamou), 446 nucleotides. The record is from RefSeq and is a predicted model, not a curated record. Lineage: Eukaryota; Metazoa; Chordata; Aves; Tinamiformes; Tinamidae.